This is a messenger RNA of Fomitopsis serialis, 1332 nucleotides long. RefSeq lists its product as uncharacterized. The transcript is spliced from 3 exons. The record is from RefSeq and is a predicted model, not a curated record. Bases 249 to 890 code for a protein of 213 amino acids. NCBI's taxonomy places the organism in Eukaryota, Fungi, Basidiomycota, Agaricomycetes, Polyporales, Fomitopsidaceae.
CGCCAUCCAAGCUUGAUCAGCCAUCGCCUCGCCGUCCGCUCACAAAGCGGCUUCUUCAAGGCAAUCCCAAGUGUGGGAAGGAUUGUUUCAUUGAGGGCGCGUUGGAACUUCAGAGGGGUCACUCCACCGGAAGGCAGCGCAGUGAGCCAGUCGCGCGAAGCCUUCUGAACUGACUCAUCGUUCAGGUGACACUUCGCAUUCUUCUUUCCACCCCUCUUCUCCAAUGGAAGCAUCUCGAAGGCCUCGUAAUGGCGUGCGAGAGCACGCACACGACGUGCGAAGUGUGUUCCAUCCCCCUCAUGCCACUGUCGGGCGAUCUCGAUACUUGCUGGGAUGCGGUCGAGCCCCUUCAGCAGGAGGGUCGCGAAGUUCCGGAGGAUGGUCUGUCCAAGAUCGACUUUCGACACCCCCAGUCAUCUCAUCCAUCAACUCGUCCUCCCAGUCAUCCUCUGCCAGACUGCGCUCCGAGUCCUCCGAGUCAUCCUUGCCCUGAUCAGGACUCACAGACUCGGAUCCGGUGUCCUCUGAGCCUGAGGUCAAUCCUGACCCGGGCCCUGACCUCAACACGAGCUCAUCUGAUGGCGAGUCAGCCCGGGGCGGCAAUUCGAGAGCAUCAGGUUGUGGAAGCUCGCCGAGCACUGCAUUGGAUGACCCCGGACCCCGCCCAGUGUCCGAGUCAGAUACUGUCCAGAUGCCUCGUGGUCGCGGACGCGCCUCAAAGCCAUGCGCAAGGAGCGAUGUCUGGUCGGAAAGCAGGCGUCGGUAGCGUUGUUGGCUGCGCUUUGACUUGCUCCCGACAUCCGGGCCCUUCUUGUAUUCUAUCCAUCUCGAUGAGUACCAAUGACAGUAUGGAAUUUACAGAUCAUUGCAGAGCACACCUUUUGGCCUGACUGGCAGGUCUGUGCCGCAUUUCGCCACCUUCCGACGACGACGCUGCCUUUCCGGAACCCAGUCUUCAUCCCGAGCAUCAUCCCCUUCCUUCUCUCCAAGUCUCAACAUUUCUUCAAGGAAUUCUUCGUCUGCAACCUCCUCCCAGUCUGACUCCUCCUCGGCAUCACUGUCUGAUGAGGCAUCGAGGUCCAGUCUUGAGGGAAGCAGCUUCAAGCUGUCGUGAUCUGUCGGCGGCUGCCAGCAGGCAUCAUCCAGUGCCUCUGACUCGGAGUCCGAGUUCGAGCGAGGGCUUUCACUUCUCUGCCAGCCAGCCAGAGCAUCAUUCGGUGUGUUGAUGCUCUUCUGUGAUUGAUUCCUGAGUCCACUGAUAUUCUUCUUGCGCUUCGGGGGUCGGCCUGUGCGUGCCAUGCUGCGAAACAGAGUGGUGGCACGGCUGUGUUC